Molecule: messenger RNA, 1649 nt
Organism: Phragmites australis (common reed)
Lineage: Eukaryota; Viridiplantae; Streptophyta; Magnoliopsida; Poales; Poaceae
Product: auxin-responsive protein IAA7-like
Exons: 7
Coding region: 496-1302 (268 amino acids)
Biological process (GO): regulation of DNA-templated transcription
Cellular component (GO): nucleus
Molecular function (GO): protein binding
Source: RefSeq, a predicted model, not a curated record
GAGAGAGAGAGAGAGAGAGGUCUAUCAGGUUAUGACCAGCAACCGUGCAUGAUGGUAAAUGGGCAGUAGCAGCUAUAGAUGCCCUACGAUCACAUUGGCGUGUGCCAUGCUCCAUUCCCGUUUCUAGCCCGUGGAGUCUCCCCGAAACCCUGCUCCUCUCCUGCUUUGCUUGCAUAGCUCGUCCCUCCUCCUCCACUAGCUCACUGCUCAUUUUGCUGGUGCUGCGGGGUUCACAAGAGGAGGGAAAGAAGAACUUGUGCCGUGUACGGCAAUCGCUCGCAUGCUUCUCCCUCCUCCUCCUCCUCUCGCUGCUGCAGCUGCUCGUCUUUUGUUGCUUUGCUUCUCUUUGGGCCAGCUAUUGGUUUUGACAUAUAACACAAGGAAGACACCAAGGGAGCCAGGGGAGCAGAGAGGCUAAGAUCUUCAGGGCACUUGCGUACGUCGUUGGCAGCGCUUGGCCGCUUGGCACCUGGUAGGGAGGAACAGGCCGGGGAGAUGGGGGAGGCAGCAGAGAGCAAGAAGAGCAGAGGUGGCUGCUCAACUCUUCACAACUGGAUGGGUCAGCCGAGCGAUCAGGACGAGGAGGAGAAGACGCUGGAGCUCAGCCUCGGCCUCCCCGGCGGCGAAGCCUGGCGGACGGUGUGCAAAGAGAAGGGGAAGCCCUCUGCUGUCCACAGCUCCAUGCUCUCUCUUGGCUACUCCGCCGAUUUCUCCCACUCGCAAGGCAAGGCGAAGGGGUCCCAAGCAGCAGCUACAGGGAAUGCCCUUGCAUGCACCAACAAUGGCUCCCAGACAAGAUCUCCUACUAGCCCAGUUAUCGGGUGGCCACCAGUUCGUACAUUCAGAAGAAAUCUGGCUACCUCUAUCAAAGCAUCCCUUGAACAGCAGAACGUGAAGAAGACUGCCAAACCUGAAGAGACCAAAAGAGCUCCAUUUGUAAAGAUUAACAUGGAUGGUAUCCCUAUUGGUAGAAAAAUCGAUCUGAAUGCCCUUGACAGCUACGAGAAGCUUUCUCUGGCUGUCGACAAGCUAUUCCGGGGCCUUCUUGCAGCGCAACAAGACCCUCUAGCUGCAGGGACAAAGGAGUGUGCUCAGGAAGAGGUGGCAAUAUCUGGUAUACUAGAUGGAACUGGCGAAUACACUCUUGUUUAUGAGGAUUAUGAAGGUGAUAGGGUGCUGGUUGGAGAUGUUCCGUGGGGGAUGUUUGUUUCUUCAGUGAAGAGGCUGCGGGUUCUGAAGACAUCGGACCUCUCUUCAUCUCUAACAGCAUCAGGCCAGAAAAGAACAGUGGCCGAGUGUUGACCCUUGAGUGAGAGGCACUUCCUGUGGUGUUUGCUGUGAAGAAGAAACGAUCUUCUGUGCUUGUAUCAUCUUCCUUUCUGUUUUCUUCCUUCCUUUUGCUUACUUUCUUUCUCUCUAUGACGCUUCCGAGAAGUGAUGUGUUUGUGCAAUUUCACAUGGCCGUCUGUAAAUGUUCAGACAAGUCAUCUCUACGCUUAUCAGCCUGUUUUAUUUGUUGCCUGUAACCUACCGAUUAGUUGUACUGAUCUUUGAGGGGUGAUUAUUGUUAUCGGAUGAUUACUGUUACCGCUGUCACCUGCUUACCCUUUUCAGGCUGAAAUCUGAAUGAUGCAGGGUGUUUUUUCCCC